This is a messenger RNA of Suillus plorans, 1908 nucleotides long. RefSeq lists its product as uncharacterized. The record is from RefSeq and is a predicted model, not a curated record. The transcript is spliced from 5 exons. NCBI's taxonomy places the organism in Eukaryota, Fungi, Basidiomycota, Agaricomycetes, Boletales, Suillaceae. The coding region runs from base 1 to 1908 and encodes 635 amino acids.
AUGUAUCUCGAUCCAGACCGCAUUCCUGCGAAGUCAACUCCAGCCGCUGCCACUGAUAUAGAGCUCGUCUACAGGUCACUUCUCGCGAUUGUUGCAAGUUUGGAUUAUAUCGAUGGUUCUGGUAUUGGCUCAGCAGUUUUGAAACAGCAAUAUCUUAUUUCCGCCUGGAACCGUGUCACUCCCUGGCUUAUCUUCUUUCAUGACCAAUUCAUCAUGUGCAGAGCCAACUAUCGACCCGUCGACAAGAUGGCUGCCAUCAGACUUGUUGCUACCUUACUAUUUUAUGUUUCGACCAUUGGUGACAAGCGCGGCGGAACCACAUUGCUUACUACUCCUGCCCUUUAUCGCCCGAUCGCAGAGUUGUGGUUGUUAGCCUUGAAAACCAAAGACAAAGAUGUAGUGUGCCUGUCAUCGCCAUCCGGCCCCGCUCGCACCACUUCUUUUCGAGUUUGCGGCUCCUUUUUGGUUUCAGUAUGCGUUUACGACAAAUCCUUUAUGACCAUACUACUCGAAUUGUCAGGUGGCAUUGACGCCGUCACUUCUGCAGCUCUGAAUUAUGUCAAGAGCUUACGAUCGAUGGCUAAGGACCCUGACAUAGUCUCCAAUGCUUUCAAGCUCGAGCUGCUUGUACCAGUGUUUUCGUGCUGUAUUGGAAUUAUUGCAACGAUGAGCAUGCUCGAUGCGGCAAUACGGGAAGCAUACGUCCUUCGGCAGUCCGUCAAAGAAAUUUUCUGGGCUCUCCGUGUUCUUCAGUCUCUUCCUCUGGAUAGAGAGCAUAUGGCGGAGGCCCUUGCCCCAAGUUUUACGUACCUGGACUUUCUCCUUAAACGUGGCGACGACCCUGUAUCAGCACUCCAUCAAGCUCUUUGCGCGCACGCCUUCGAAACAAUAGUACAUAUAAGUCCUUCCGGACCCCUGGAGGUGAAGAUAGUGGAGACGGAUCCUCGUAGGAUCAAUGAGGCUUUUUUUAGGAUCUUAUUCAGAUACAGUCUUGACGACAAAAUCUUGUCCUACGUCUGUAAACAUGUGGACGCCUGGUCUAAUAAUCUCGGACCAAUUGUGAGACAGGACGAACGCCUCUUGGAUCUGUGGUCCAAAGUAGAGCAGACCCUUCGAUUAUAUGGGACACUUAGGUCCAAGGCAGAAACGAUAUGGUGGCCAUCACCGAGUGAAAGGAGCUGGGUUCUACAGUGUUACUGCGGUGGUCCCGCAGAAGACAUUCGCUUCAGGCAAUGUGCGGGAUGUCAGGUUGUACAGUAUUGCUCAAAGCGAUGCCAGCGUGAUUCCUGGCACAGUCAUCAUAGGUUGAGCUGUAAUAUUUUAAAGGCAGCUGUCGGGUCAUCGACACCGCACCGCAUGAAACGUAGUCUGCGUCUGCUAGCCGCUCUAGAAGUGGCCCAUAUGCAACGCAAGUGGGACAAUAUUUGGAAAUUGGCCACCGCUGCGCAGUGCGAAUAUCCGAAAGAUCGAGAACGACUUGUGCUCGAGCUCGGUCUUGAUAAGAACGACGAAUCGGUUCGACCUCUUCGAGACUACCUCUUCCUGUUCAAUGGGCUCUCUGAAAACGAGGUCUUGGAACGCAUAUCAUCGGCUCCGAGGGCCCAACAUGAAGGACUAUUCCUUUCAGUUCAAUCUUCUGGCCUCACUGCUGCACAGCCUGCCAAGGGUGGAUCCAACUCCAAGCGCAAGGUCGCAGACACUUUGGAAUCUACCACCAGAAAAUUUAAGGUCAAUCCUGACGAGCCAGAUGUGACUGUCCAGACGGGUCUGUACACUGUUGAAAUGUUUGCGGCCAAUCUUGCCAUCAAAUAUCUGAUCAAUUUCAUCAUUGUUGACAAUGUGAUCUGGACCUGGUAUUAUGAUCGCCAGGGCACUGUUCAAAGCUUGGGCAUUCAAGAUCUCCUGUGA